UCCAGACUCGCCAUCAUGAGCCGCGCUUCCCAAACCGUCUUCACUCGCGCCAACGCUGGCCUCCCCCCAUCCUAUGAAAUCCUCAAGGAGGAGCACGAGGUGGCCGUGCUGGGGGCCCCCCACAGCUCUGCCCCGGCUUCCAGCACCGUCAUCAACAUCCACAGCGAGACCAGCGUGCCCGACCACGUCAUCUGGUCCAUGUUCAACACGCUCUUCGUGAACUUUUGCUGCCUGGGGUUCACGGCCUUCGCCUACUCCGUGAAGUCCAGGGACCGGAAGAUGGUGGGCGACAUGACGGGAGCCCAGAGCUAUGCCUCCACCACCAAGUGCCUGAACAUCUUCGCCCUGAUCUUCAGCCUCCUUAUGACCGUCGUUGUCAUUGUUCUUAUCGUCACUCUUGGCCUCACUGCUUUCUAGAAUACUCGAGAUCGUG
Choloepus didactylus (southern two-toed sloth) is the source of this 433-nucleotide messenger RNA. RefSeq names its product interferon-induced transmembrane protein 3-like. Gene Ontology annotation, cellular component: plasma membrane. Lineage: Eukaryota; Metazoa; Chordata; Mammalia; Pilosa; Megalonychidae. The coding region runs from base 16 to 417 and encodes 133 amino acids. The transcript has a single exon. The record is from RefSeq and is a predicted model, not a curated record. Gene Ontology annotation, biological process: type I interferon-mediated signaling pathway; response to interferon-beta; response to interferon-alpha.